This is a messenger RNA of Emericellopsis atlantica, 2536 nucleotides long. RefSeq names its product Sodium/hydrogen exchanger family-domain-containing protein. The record is from RefSeq and is a predicted model, not a curated record. Bases 300 to 2252 code for a protein of 650 amino acids. Gene Ontology annotation, cellular component: late endosome; fungal-type vacuole membrane; early endosome. The transcript has 4 exons. Lineage: Eukaryota; Fungi; Ascomycota; Sordariomycetes; Hypocreales; Bionectriaceae. Gene Ontology annotation, molecular function: sodium:proton antiporter activity. Gene Ontology annotation, biological process: proton transmembrane transport; vacuolar acidification; sodium ion transport.
AAGCUGCCACAUCAACCACAGCGACGUGUCCAAAAGACAACUCGAGCCCACUACCUCACACGAUACGAUCUCGAAGACAGUCGCACGUACAAAACCUGUGAUUUGCGACCCUACAAAGUCCUCCAUCACCCCGAUUGUUCGACCUUAUCCAGACUCUGGGCUGGCUUCCCCCCCGAUCCAUGAUCGCAUCGCUUGCGGCGUGAGGCUCGUCGAGCUCGAGCGAUUUGUCGACAAAACACCUCUCCCACCCUUCCCCCGAACCGAAAUCUCGUUGUGCGAGGCUCGCAUACUAGGUCGUCAUGUUGGACCCCAGUGAUCUCGUCAAAGUCAGCGAGCAAUUGCUUCGACGAGCGAGCGACGACGAAGAUGCCGACCCCGAAGAGGGGGACUCGGCCCAGAAGGAGCUCUUUGCGGCAUGGGCGCUCUUCAUCUCCAUCAUGCUCCUCAUCGUCGCUUUCUUCACCAGCUACCUACUCCAGCAGAAGAAGGUCACCGCUAUCCACGAGACGGUCAUCUCCAUUUUUGCUGGCAUGACCGUCGGCCUCAUCCUCGUCAUCACGCCGGGCGACUCGAUCCGGAACCUCAUCAGCUUUGACUACCAGAUCUUCUUCAACCUCCUCCUCCCGCCCAUCAUUCUCGCUUGCGGCUACGAACUCCACCAGGCCAACUUCUUCCGCAACUUUGGCAUCAUUGUCACCUUUGCCUUUGCCGGCACGUUCCUCUCGGCCGUCGUCAUCGGGCUGAUCCUGUGGCUCUUUGCGCUCGUCCCAGGCAGCAUCCAGAUGAGUUUUGUGGACGCCAUCUCGGUCGGCGCCACGCUUUCUGCCACGGAUCCGGUCACCAUUCUGGCCAUCUUCAACACGUACAAGGUGGACCCCAAGCUAUACACCAUCAUUUUCGGCGAGUCCAUCCUCAACGACGCUAUUGCUAUCGUCAUCUUUGAAACGGCGCAAAAGUACAAAAAGGGCGACGCGGACAGCUACGGCAUCCUGUCCUUCUUUGAGGGUAUUGGCAUCUUCUUGAUUGUCUUCUUCGGCUCCCUCCUGAUCGGCGUGGUUGUCGGUGUCGGGACGGCGUUGCUGCUCAAGUUCACCUACGUCCGCCGUUUCCCGAAGAUCGAGUCUUGCCUCAUCGUCCUCAUCGCCUACGCAACGUACUUCUUCUCCCACGGCCUGCACAUGUCCGGUAUCGUGUCGCUGCUCUUCUGCGGCAUCACGCUCAAGCACUAUGCCUACUUCAACAUGUCCCGCCGGACGCAGCUCACGACAAAAUUUAUCUUCCAGGUCAUGUCACAGCUGUCAGAGAAUUUCAUCUUCAUCUACCUCGGACUGGCUUUGUUCACGGACAGCGCGCUGUCCUUCCAGCCGCCGCUGAUCAUUGUCACUGUCUGCGCGGUCUGCGCUGCUCGUUGGGUCGCCGUCUUUCCUCUCUCGAAAGCGAUCAACUGGACUAUCAAGUACCGAGCCCGACGCCGUGGGCUAGAAGUGGAUGACGAGCUGCCUUACAACUACCAGGCCAUGCUGUUCUGGGCGGGUCUUCGUGGUGCUGUCGGCGUCGCCUUGGCUGCGCUACUGACGGGCGACAAUUCGUACGCCUUGCGCGCCACUGUCCUGGUUGUGGUCGUCUUGACUGUCAUCAUUUUUGGCGGCACCACCGCUCGUAUGCUGGAGAUUCUGGGUAUCAGGACGGGUGUCGUCGAAGAGAUCGACUCUGACGACGAAUUCGACAUUGAGAAUUUUGGCGGUGGUAUGCAUGCAAAGCGCACAGGCGGAAUUGGAUACACGCCUCGCCGCAACGGCUCUACCGUGCCCCUGGGCACCUUGGACCCAACGACCGGCGAGGCCGCCUACGUGUCCGGCGCCAACUCUCCAGCGGCACGCUCCCACUCCAACCCGCUGAGCAGGAAGAACUCGGUGCGCGAGUUUGAGCGCGCCGACCUGCUCGGUCGCCCUGGCGGCCCCUCCCACGACGGCGCCGACGACGACGAUGACUUUGGCUCCGACAUUGAUACAUCCGACCUGCCUCCUCCGGCACGUCGCUCGCCCUUACCGCCGCGCAACACGGAUUCCGCCUUCAUGUCACCCGAGGCCUCGACAACACCUACGGCAUCCGGCAUGACGGCGACGGGUGCCAUACGGCAGCUCUGGCAAGCGGAAGACCCAGCAGGUCUAUUUCGACAGCUGGAUGAGGAUUACAUCAAGCCUAAGCUGCUGUUGCACGGGGACAAGAGCCAUCACGGCGGGCCGAGUUGAAUGCGUAUCUAUACUAGUUGGGAAACGAGGGAUGAUCGAAUAGAUGUACAUUGUUUCAUUGUUAGUACGAGAUGGCGUCUUGGAAAUAGAAUUCAUGCAUGGUUCAAGUUGGAGCACGCGCAUGUUUAGUGAGGCUUUGUAUUAACUUGUACAUAUUCCUUGUUUUGCUAGCUACUCAUCCUCAUGGUAGCCACCGUAAGGGGGCGCAAAGACGCGACACCUUCCUUCAUGGUGUUUACUGAGCAGUCGGCGUGGCAGCCUCGCUACUUUGCCUAACCACAGGC